Chelmon rostratus (copperband butterflyfish) is the source of this 2299-nucleotide messenger RNA. RefSeq names its product coiled-coil domain containing 90B (gene ccdc90b). The transcript has 9 exons. Gene Ontology annotation, cellular component: mitochondrion. NCBI's taxonomy places the organism in Eukaryota, Metazoa, Chordata, Actinopteri, Chaetodontiformes, Chaetodontidae. The record is from RefSeq and is a predicted model, not a curated record. The coding region runs from base 182 to 898 and encodes 238 amino acids.
CCCAACUUUUCGUCAGACCUUCUGGUGCUGUCGGACUGUUUCCGGUCUGUCAGCUGUGUGUAUGUACGAGUGCUGUGAUCUAACGGUGUAAACAGUGUGUUGGGACCGUCUGGAGUUUGUCUCAUUAGUUUUAGUGUUCCAGUAAACUUCCCUGAAUCUCAUCAACGCUGUAGCUUCCGGGAUGAACGCGCUGCUACGCCGAUGGAGGGUACGACGGGUGCUAACAUGGAAAGGCUUGCAUGUGACAGCGCCUGUGCAGACCUUUGACCUCCGGAAAGUUGAAUUAACGCCUCUGGAGCAGCGAAAGCUCCCUUUCGACUCCCACGUAAUGGUGACGGAGCUGGAGAGCAGCGGUUUUGAGAAGCGUCAGGCGGAGCUGAUAGUUUCAGCUCUGGUUACUCUGACGACAGCAAACAUGGACAUCGUUUAUAAAGACAUGGUGACCAAAGCCCACCAGGAAAUCGCAGUGCUGCAGAUCGUGGCUCACCUGGACGCCAUCAGGAAGGACAUGGUGAUCCUGGAGAAGAGCGAGUUCGCCAACCUUCGAUCUGAAAACACGAAAAUGAAGCGAGAGCUGGAGCAGCUACAAAACAGACUGAAGGAGGAGUGUCAGAAAGUACGAGCAGAAACCAAACUGGACAUCAACCUGGAGAGCAGCAGGAUCUCUGACAUGUUUACUGAACAGGAGAAGAAGCUGAUGGAGGCCAGUACAGAGUUUCAUCAUAAGAAAGCCGACCUCGAACACGACAACAUGGAGAUCAACAAGAAGAUGGACCUCCAGGUGGCCUCGCUCAAAACGGUCCUGGAGUCUUUAAAACUGGAGACGAUCCGCUACCUCGCAGCGACGGUGUUCUCCUGCCUGGCCAUCGCUCUGGGAGUCUACCGGCUGUGGAGGUGAAGGAUCCACAUCCAACCACAAACUGAUGGGAUUAACGCGGCUUCAUCCAGGACACAAAGUAGAAGAAAACUCUUUGAGAUCUGCGGAUGAACGACUAGGAUGCCAUUUCAAAAUGUGUUGCUGCAACAAAAUGUCACAAUUUAAUGGUCCAGUGUGUCGGAUUUAGGGUGAUCUAUUGGCAGAAAUGCAAUAUAGUACUCAUAAGUGUGUUUUUAGUCGUGUAUAAUCACCUGAAAAUAAGGACAAACCAAACACUGGCUCCAGAAAGAACAUUUCACAGCCACUGUAGAGGGGGGUGAGGAGAGGGGUUUCAGUUGGUUGUAAUCUGCAGCCUCACCACUAGAUGCUAUUAAAUCCUACACACUGGACCUUUAAUGUUUAAAGGAACAUAAACAAAGUUCAGUUUAUCUUCACUGUGUUUUACUUCAGUAUACGUACCAGUAUAACACUGUAAAACUACUCACAAGUAAAAGUCCCACAUUUAAAUUUUUGCUUAAGUAGAAGUACAUAAGUGAUAUCAGCAAAAUGUAAAUCGUUAUUCAAAAAGUUGUAAAUACUGGAGGGCGAACACUCGUGUAAACUACCGAAGCACAUUUACUCAAGUGCUGUAUAGUAAGUACAGUGUUAGGACAUUUAUACUUUACCUGAGUGUUUCCAUUUAAUACUGCUUUGUAUUCUACAUCACUACAUUUCCGAGGGAAAUAUUCAGUGGGGGAAGAAAUACUUGGAUCAUUUCCUUGAGUAACAGUACUAGAACAAAAAAGACUCCAUUACAUUUGAACGUUCUGCAUUCAAAAUCCUACUUCAGUGCAGUCGCGUACACAAGUAUUCUCAGCUUCAUGUAGUUAAAGUAUCAGCUGCGAAUACUUCUGUACUUUUAAAUUGACUAUUUCUAGUUUUACUUAAGGAAAGAAUCGGACUAUUUCUUCUAGUAAAGUAUGUAAUAGAGUUGAAAUAUAUAGGAGUAUAAAAUGGAAAUACUCCAGUAAUGUACAAGUACCUCGAAAAUGUACUUAGUUAAAAAAGUAUCUGCAUGAAGAGACACCACUAGUGAAAAUAUUUUGUCUUUGAUUUUGAUGAACUGACCUUUUUAAAGAACAAACACUUUCAGAAUUGAUGUUUUUAUGUAACUUGUGUUGCCUUGGAAACAUGUUUUACAGUCAGACCAACAUUUUUAGUUGUGAUGAACCUGUUUACUUGAUUAAUCUAAAUCUGAUAAUUUCAUUGUAGGGUGCUUGUUUGAAAUGUGUUUGAUGAGAUUUUUCACCUGAAUGAAGGAACAUUUGGAGCUCACUGACCCAGAAAACAUCAUAUGUAAUAAGAGCUGGAUGUCUUCACUGAUGGACGACAGACAUUAACUGUAGAGGUCAAAGAAAACACAAAUAAAGAUUUUAAUUCAGA